CAAGUAUAAGAAAGAGAUAUUCUUACCAACCUCGAUAAACCACAAUAUGGCGAAACAAGACAACAGAUACGACAUCGUGAUCGUCGGCGCGGGUCCUGUUGGGAUUCUGCUGUCACUAUGUCUCUCUCGCUGGGGCUACAGAGUCAAACAUAUCGACAACCGCCCUGUGCCGACAGCCACUGGCCGCGCCGACGGUAUCCAGCCUCGCUCCAUCGAGAUUUUGAGAAAUCUCGGCUUGAAACGUGCUCUGAUGGCAUACGAGCCCGCCAAGGUAUACGAUGUCGCGUUCUGGGAUCCUCUUCCUGGUGGUAAAGGUAUUACUAGGACUGGCAACUGGCCUAGCUGUCCUCGUUUUAUUGAUACGAGAUACCCAUUUACUGCUUUGGUGCACCAAGGGAAAAUUGAAAAGAUGUUCCUGGACGAGAUUGAGAAAGCUGGCACAGUUGUUGACCGUCCCUGGACGAUCGUCGAUUUUGAGAAUAAUGGGACGGAUGCAGAGUAUCCUGUUGAAGUCAGUCUCAAGUGUUUGGAUACCAACGUCAUUGAGAAUGUGCGCGCCAAGUAUCUGUUUAGUGGAGAGGGUGCGCGCAGUUUUGUCCGGGAGAAAUUGGGGGUCAAGAUCAGCUAUAAGGAUCAGAUUUCUUUCGUCUGGGGUGUGAUGGAUGGUGUUGUACAGACCAAUUUCCCUGACAUCAAGACAAAAUGUACCAUACAUUCGGACAGCGGCUCAAUCAUGGUCAUUCCUCGUGAGGAUAACAUGGUCCGACUAUACGUGCAAAUCGCAUCUUCGACCGAUCCUGACUGGAACCCGCGAAAGACGGCCACUGUAGAAGAGGUACAAGCUGCUGCUAAGAAGAUUUUACGACCUUAUGUUAUUCAAUGGGACCGGGUUGAAUGGUACUCUGUGUAUCCUAUUGGACAGGGAAUUGCAGAAAAGUACACAUUGGACCACCGCGUAUUCAUGGGUGGAGAUGCUUGCCAUACUCACAGCCCCAAGGCAGGUCAAGGCAUGAACACAGCUUUCCAUGACGCACUCAAUUUCGCCUGGAAGAUGCACGCCGUUGAAUCUGGAUUCGCCAACCGAUCUCUCCUCGAGUCAUAUGAGCCAGAACGCAAGCAGAUUGCCGAGGACCUGCUUGCCUUUGACAAUAAAUACGCAGCCCUCUUUUCAAAACGUCCUCCCAGUGCAGAGGAAGUCGGUAAUGCUAAAUCGAACGAUGCCAAUGCCGAAGAGAACGAGUUUGUGCAGACUUUCAAGUCUUCUUGCGAGUUCACUAGUGGAUACGGAGUUGCAUACGACCCUAACGUCAUCAACUGGAGUCCCAGUCAUCCCGCUCAGUCACACUUGUUCGGCAUUGAUGGUGUGAAACUCGUACCCGGCAGGGCUUUCACCCCUACGACUGUCACACGUCUCUCUGACGCCAACAUGAUCCAUUUAGAACAAGAAGUGCCCGCAAACGGCUCAUUCCGAGUCUUUGUCUUUGCGGGUACACCACAAAAAAGCAAAAAGGCCCUUGAAGACUUUGCCAGCUAUAUCGAAAAGGAGAAGUCUUUCCUAUCUGUUUACCGCCGGCCUGAUAUCGCCAACGUAUCAUACUUUGAGCGACAUAACCCGCAUUCCAAACUGUUCACUCUCAACUUUAUCUUCGCCUCUGAGAAAAAUGGCGUUGAUAUGCAGUCUUUGCCUCAGAUUGUCAAGGAUUAUCACCAUCACAUCUAUGCCGAUGAUAUCCCUGACGUGCGAGUACCGCAUGCUAAGUACUCGGCACAUGAGAAGCUGGGAUUUGAUCCUGAGCAGGGUGGUGUUGUUGUUGUUCGUCCUGAUAGUCAUGUUGCUUGCAUUGUUCGUCUAGUCGAGGGGAGUGGUACGGUUGAUGCAUUGAAUGCAUAUUUCAAUGCUUUCUCGUCGAAGCCUUUGGGACAGGGGCCAGGUAGUCAUCUUUGAUCGAUAGAUU
Talaromyces stipitatus ATCC 10500 is the source of this 1955-nucleotide messenger RNA. RefSeq names its product FAD monooxygenase, putative. The record is from RefSeq and is a predicted model, not a curated record. Gene Ontology annotation, molecular function: FAD binding. The transcript is spliced from 3 exons. NCBI's taxonomy places the organism in Eukaryota, Fungi, Ascomycota, Eurotiomycetes, Eurotiales, Trichocomaceae. Bases 47 to 1945 code for a protein of 632 amino acids.